Aphidius gifuensis is the source of this 2145-nucleotide messenger RNA. RefSeq lists its product as uncharacterized. The transcript is spliced from 5 exons. Lineage: Eukaryota; Metazoa; Arthropoda; Insecta; Hymenoptera; Braconidae. The record is from RefSeq and is a predicted model, not a curated record. The coding region runs from base 804 to 1526 and encodes 240 amino acids.
AGAAAUUAAUUUAUUUCUAUUUUUUCUCUAUAUCAACAAAAAAGUUGUAAGAUAUCAUAACCAUAAAAUAAAAUGUAAUUAUAGCAUGGAGGUGUAUAAGGAGGGUAAUCUCUCGAAAUUUACUGAAGCUCACAGAAUGGAGCAAGUCAGUACGUUUUUUUGCCGGUGAUGACGCUUUUGCUACAACAGUUCUAUGGUCACAUGGUAUUUUUGUUUAUAUUUUUUCAUGAUAAUGUGACAAGUCAAAAGAUAAUUAUUUAUUAAUUGUUAUUAAUUAAUGUGACGAUUUAAACUAUGAUCAUAAUAUAAUAAAUUGAUAAAACUAUCAAUAAGUCUGCAUUUAAAACACGAAAAAUGGUACAAAAAUGUAUUGUUUCCGAAUGUCAAACAUUAAAGGGAAAUAAAAAUGGUAUUUCUAUUUUUUCUGUACCAAAGGAUCCUAAACUUUUUGAUGCUUGGAAAUCAAAUCUCCCAAAGCUAAGGAAUUCCCUGAGUGUAUCAAGUUUGAUUUGUGAAAAACAUUUUCAUCCAAGUGAUAUAAUGUCACAGUUUACUCAAAAUUACCUUCAGAAACGUGGAUAUAUCCUCGUAGUAAAAAACGAUUGAAACCUAAGGCUGUCCCUAUAUCUUCAGACGUCUGUUCAACUUCAGAUAAUACAAUAUUUAAGGGUGAUAACGAGGCAAUAAAAGCAAAUGAUGAAGUACCAAAUGAAUCUAUCGUUGAUGCACCAAUUAAUCCUUAUGUUCAUGUAUCAAUUAAACCUGGUGUUAAUGUACCAGAUGAGCAUGAAUUUUAUGUACCAAUGCAAUGUAAUGUUCAUGAACAAAAUGACUCUGAUGUUCAUGUAUCAGAUGAGUAUGAAUUAUAUGUACCAAUGCAAUGUAAUGUUCAUGUACCAACUAAAUCAUCAUUACAUAUGAUACAUGCGUCAACUCAGACUGUAGACCAUGAAGACAUGGAAAUUGAAGAACUACCAACUGAACACAAUUUUUGUAAAGUGCCAUUUACUUUUGAUACUCUACUCAAUAACCUGAAUAAUAUAAAAUAUCCUGGAAAUUGCAACUGGGCUCAUACUGUAGCCCCUGAUAAAAAAAAAGUAAUUUUUGUAUCGAUUUCAAUUGACAAUAUAUUGCGUCGAGUGGAAAUAUAUGAUAAUUUAAGUUCUCGAGUUUUAAUGGAGUUUAUUCAAGUACAUGAAGAUUAUUUGCAUCAUAAUUUUGAAAAAAUAAAAGAAGUUGUUGAUUAUUUAACAACAGUUUAUAAUUGGAAUCUUUGUGUCACUUUAAAAAAUUCUCCAAGAUUUAUUUCUGAUACAGUUUGUGAAGCCAUUGCUUCAUGUAACAGACAGAGUAUAGGUCGACCAACUUUGAGAUGCAUGAAAUGCAAUAUAAAGAUGGAAUCACAGAAAUGGCGAAAACCUCCACCAACUACUACAGUAAAAAAAGUCUUAAAAAAAAAGAUCUUGCAACAGAAGGUGAAGCGAUUUAAGCAAAAGAUUGAAUCACUAAUAAUUUGUAUAAAAUAAUAGCUACAGCUGAAAACUUAAUACUUCAUACUGUGUAUGAAGAAAAUUUAACUACUGAUUUGUUGUCUCAUAUUUUUAAUGCCAUAGAAGAUACUAAAUUUCCUAAAAUUGGCUGUGAUAAACAUGACCUGAGAUCUCAAAUUUUAAGCUUUUUUAUAAUUUUUCGUAUGAAUACACUUUGUCAUCGUUACAACGAUAUUUAUUUAUCAUCAAAUAGAGACAAAACUCAAAUGUAUACGAAAAUAGCAAAAUUAUAGUAGGUGUUAAUAUUUUUAGACAGCAAAAAUAAUGUAAUGAUUCAUUCAAACUAAAUAAAAAAAAAUUAAAUGUAAGCACCGGUAAUUUUAAUUUUUUAAUGAUCACCCGGGAAAAACGGUUUGUAUACAACCAUAUACAACCAUAUACAACCAUAUACAACCAUAUACAACCAUAUACAAUCAUAUACAAACAUAUACAAUCGUAUAUAGAUGUAUAUGGAAAGCUGAUUAUUUUAGUGACUUUGUAUACAACCUUAUACAGUUGUAUAUAAGUUUAUACAAUCAUAUAAACUUGUAUAUAAGUUUAUACAAUCAUAUAAACUUGUAUAUAAGUUUACACAAUCAUAUAAACUUGUAUAUAG